AUCGUUCUGCCCGCCGGGUUUUCCCCCCCUUCCUGCCGGCCCUGCCGUUCGUUAGCCGCCUGUUAAAAAGAGGAGGCAAGAUGGCCGAGCUGGGCAGCAAAGGGGUCACCGCCGGGAAAAUCGCCAUCAACGUUCAGAAGAAGCUGACCCGGGCGCAGGAGAAGGUCCUUCAGAAGCUUGGGAAAGCAGAUGAAACAAAAGAUGAGCAGUUUGAACAGUGCGUGCAGAACUUCAAUAAACAGCUGUCUGAAGGCACGAGGCUGCAGAAGGACCUCCGAACUUACUUGGCUUCCGUGAAAGCUAUGCAUGAGGCCUCCAAGAAGCUGACAGAGUGUCUGCAGGAAGUUUAUGAACCAGAUUGGCCAGGGAGAGAUGACACGAAUAAAAUAGCAGAGAACAAUGAUCUCCUCUGGACAGAUUUCCAUCAGAAGCUGGUGGAUCAGGCGCUCCUGACCAUGGAUACGUACCUUGGCCAAUUUCCAGAUAUUAAAUCUCGUAUAGCGAAGCGAGGGCGGAAGCUUGUGGAUUAUGACAGUGCCAGACACCACUUUGAAGCCCUGCAAACUGCAAAGAAGAAGGAUGAAACCAAAAUCGCAAAGCCUGUUUCGCUGCUUGAGAAAGCUGCGCCUCAGUGGUGUCAAGGGAAGCUACAAGCUCACCUCGUUGCGCAAACUAAUCUGCUCCGAAAUCAGGCUGAAGAAGAGUUAGUAAAGGCUCAGAAGGUAUUUGAAGAGAUGAAUGUUGAUCUGCAGGAGGAGCUGCCUUCACUAUGGAAUAGCCGUGUUGGUUUCUACGUCAACACAUUCCAGAGUAUAGCAGGCCUAGAAGAGAACUUCCAUAAAGAAAUGAGCAAGUUGAACCAAAACCUCCAUGAUGUCCUGUUGGGUCUAGACAAGCAGUACUCGGGCAAUGCCUUCCCUGUUAAAGCACAGCCCAGUGACAGCACCCCAGCGAAAGCAAAUAAAAGCCCCUCGCCUCCACCAGAUGGAUCUCCCAUCACCAGCCCUGAGACCAAGACUGUCAACCAUGAUCUGGAACCGUCCACUUUGGAAGCGCCUGGGGCAAGCAUCCCCAAGUCUCCAUCUCAGUUGAGGAAAGGGCCUCCGGUGCCUCCGCCUCCAAAAGUCACCCCCUCCAAGGAGAUCAAGCAGGAGAACAUCAUCAGUCUGUUUGAUGACAAUUUUGUCCCCGAGAUAAGUGUGACAACCCCUUCGCAGUUUGAUGCCCCUGGGCCCUUCCAGGAGGGAGCCAGCCUGUUGGAUCUGGAUUUUGAUCCCAUUAAACCAGAUGCCACUGUGGGGAAGACCCCCACACCCGCCUCCCAGUCUUUACCUUGGGAUUUAUGGGAGCCCGCAGAAGCAGCCCAUGCCGGAGCUGAAGCAGCUGGAUCAGAAGCAGCCGCUGGAGCUGAACCAUCUAAAACUGAAGCUGAUUCAGGACCGAGCUCUCUGCCUGCUGUUGUUGUGGAAACUUUCCCUGCUACCGUCAAUGGCGCUGUGGAAGGAGGCACUUCAUCUGAAAGGGCUGACAUGCCCCCAGGAUUUCUAUUCAAGGUCCAGGCCAUGCAUGAUUACGCGGCCACCGACAGUGACGAGCUGCAGCUGAAGGCUGGGGAUGUGGUGCUUGUGAUUCCUUUUGAGAACCCUGAGGAACAGGACGAAGGAUGGCUGAUGGGCGUGAAGGAGUCUGACUGGAUCCAGCGCAAGGAACUUGACCAAUGCCGAGGGGUUUUCCCUGAGAAUUUCACAGAGCGGGUGCAGUGAAAGCCCAAGCCCACCAGCCACAUUUUUGCUGGAAGAAAGCAAGUUUUCUGGUAGAUAAUUGAAAAGAACAGUGAAAUGAAAAGAAGAAAGAAUUUUAAAGGAACAGAAGCCUGGGAAAAAGUCAACUUAAAGGGUGUGUUCUGCUCAAACGGCAAGGUUUCAGAAGUAAAUUGAAAUUCAAAGUGUUACCAAAAUAUAUACGUAUUAACAAUAAUAAGGCAAGUCAAAUACCCUCUUCCCCCUUUGGUUUUAAGAGUAUUUGGAUUGAGGACUGAUGCAGAAGCAACUCAGUGGUUCUCUGAAUACUGCAUUGACUGGAUUGGUGAGAUGUCAGUCUGAUCCCUGGAAAGGCAGUAUUUGUAUGAUGGCUUGAGAGUAGAAGCUGCAUUUGCUCUUGGGUUGGUUCAUCUGUUUUGUCUUGAAGGUGGCUUGCAUGGCAACCAUAAAAAUUCAGCCUUUCCUAUGUGUUCAACCUACAGUAGGCCAAAAUUUCUGUUAUGCUGUUGAAAAAAAAUAUUUAGUGUAUAGUGUUCACCAAUACAAUGUAUGUGUGUGUGUGCGUGUGUGUAUUUUAUUUUCUUCCUUUAAAAACAAUGUUACACAAACUGUGAUUUUGUACAUGUAGAGACAGAAGAAACUACAUGGAAAGUGCGUGGAGAAGAUGAAACGUGUGAAGCUGUGCUCAGUCCAGUUAGGUCUUUCAAAUGCAGACACCUGAAUUCUCAUAGUAGUGUUGGCCUGUGAAAUGCUGAGAGAAGCGGGCAAAGUCAAGAGAAGAAACAAGACAAAACAAGCAGAUGCCAUUUAGAUGGCUCUGAAAUUUAGGAGAAGGGAUUCUCUGCCCCCCAAACCCUGCAGGCAGUUUCAGAAAAGCUUAGAUUCACGUAGAUGAAAGAUAGCUCUAAAAUCUGACUGGUUAGUAAAUUUGCUUUUAAAGAAAGAGAUAAGGGAAGACUUGAUUCCUCCUCCCUCCCUUCCCCCCCCCCCCCCCGCAAGAAUGCCUAAGAAAAAACACUGAGUCAAAACCAAUUUGCUUUCCGUGUUUUUAAUUGGCAUUGUUAUUUGUGGAAUUGUAUUUCUUAUUUUCCUUUGAAGAAUUCUGUAAGUGAAAUAUUGUUAGAUCGGCUUUCUCCAGUGCUGUGCUGGUGAUCAAGUUAACUUCUAUGAAAACUGGACUCUUGAAGUACUCAUUUAAAAUGGUUGCAUGACUUCAUAAUAUUUUAAUGCAUUAGAAAGGAAGGCAAGAAUAUCAGAGUGUCAGUGUCGAGAAGACACUCUGCAGUCUAAUACUGAUGCUGAGACCUUUCCUAUACUUUUCCUUUGCUUCUAUUUGUUUUUGAGUCUCGUUUUUUUAGUUUAAGCAAACAGAUGACAAGGCUGUUUCAAAGUGCAUAUUACACUUGUUAAAAUAAGCUGGUCUGACCCUCCAUGACUCUAAAGUCCCACAAAGGUACUUUAAACUUUACUUGAAUACUGAUGCAGCUGGCAAGCAGGUCAGGCUAUUACCAUUUCUUAUGUGCCCCUCUCCCCCCCGAUCUUUUUGCCUUGAAUGGAUUUUUAACAGUGAGGUUACUUCCUGCUGUAAAGGGACAGGAUCACUCUCUGAAAUAAUCUUCCUAACUGUUAGGAACUGGCUUUUGUCAGAGAUGCACGAAAUGCUGACACAUACUACUGAAAAUCCCACCUUUCCAACCUGUUUUGAUUAUUUGUAAGACAACAGAAAAACAUUGUAGGGCAGAAGUGGAGGGCUUUGUUUUGGUGUGUGGUUUUAUUUUAUUUUAUUUUAUUUUAUUUUAUUUUAUUUUUAUUUUUUUAAUAAUUUUAGUUCAGAGGGACAGAUUAGGUUUUGAUUAGAAAAUAAAUUCAUAUAAAUGCAAGAAUUGUUGGAGUUCCUCCUGCUUUCAGCCUGGGGAGAUGAUCUGUGUUAGUUAUUUACAGCAAUGUGACAGGCAUCAAGAUCUGUCCUAUAUACCCAAUCCUCCCCACCUUUUUUUUAUUUUUUAUUUUUUGAUUAAAAAAAAGCCCAACAUGCAGGAAUUUAUAUUUUACAUCACUGUUACAAAACCCAGUAGUAUUUAGGAGCAGCUGCUCACAGUACAGAAGGACUGGACUCCACAAGUUAUAGUAGUGUGGUGAGUUGUUGCUUUAGAAUACUGCCUUGUUUGAUUUUUAUUUUUUUUUUUUUUUUUGACUGGGAUUGUCUUUAUUAUUACUCUUUUUUUUUUUUCCCAAAAUAUCUAUUUUUAUGCAUUUGACUCCCAUUACUCCUUUAAAGAAUAUUCAUAGAAAAAAUAUACAUUUAAAUAUACAUAGAAAAAUAUAUAUUAAAAAGCAGGUUGAUCCAAUUAACAUAAUGCUGUCAGUUAAAAAUGUUUAUUUUUAUGCAAAACCUGUGGAUUAUUGUUUUUUAAAAAACAAAGACAAGAUUCUAAGUACUAGAGCUGUGAUUUUUAUUUUUUUUUUUUUGUCUUGCAAGUAAUUGUUGUAGACCAUUUACAAAGCUGUGCUGAUACCUAAUUUAUUGUGGGUAUUUUUUUUCCUGUUUUUGUUGUCUUCUGCUGUGUUUGAACCACAUGACUGUCCCAACAAAGAUCCUUAUAAGGCCUUUUCAUUUUAUUGAGCUUGCAAAGCACCUAUCCAGUACUGUAUUGUCCCUGCAGAAGUGGUAACGCUCUGCAAAAAAAGGGAUGUUGUUUUCAGGUCACAUGAGUGAUGCUCAGAUAUUGCUAGUGGGGAGGAUGCUGCAUGUCUCUCCAUUUGCUUCCCCCUAGCCCAAAAAUCCCAACCCCCGAACCCUUUGCAGAGCAGGUAGGGUGGGUUCCCUGGAUCUUGCAUUGCUUGCAAAUAAGUGGUGUCAGGACAUCGCAGUCAGAUUCUGAAAAUACAGGAUGGGACCCAUAGUUUAUAAAUUGCCUUAUAUGAGAGCAGGGUGGUAUAGCAGGAAGCUUGCAGAUGGCAAUGUUUUUUGAAACCAGGAGAACUCUUGUCUAUCUCCUGGGUCAUGUUCAGCCCAUUGCAAACAGCCACAACUCCUCCUAUUGUCAGUAUUUUUGUGUGCUAAAUAGCUUGAUUGUGGUUGGUAUUACCUGGCGAAAUGAACUUCCCAUUUUCUUUGUCUUAGGACUGAUUCAAAUAGAAAGAGGGACAGUAAACUCCCAAGUAGGCUGUGCCCACGGUGUUUUUUCAGUUUGCAGGCUGAACUGAAAAAUCUAGGGAAAAAAGUUGUAAGGGUGACCUGAGACAAUUUUUUUUUUUCCCUUGGUAGAAUAAAAAAGAGAAGAACCAAAACAUUAAAAAAAUCUUUUCAACCAAACCGAAGCAUUCAUUUGUAGGGUUGCUUUUUUACUUUUUAAAAAACAUUAUGACUUAGGCUAUAACAAGUUGCUUUGAAGCAAAAAUGUGAAACCCUCUCUUUUGAAAAUGCUGAAAGAAAAUGUUUUAAUAGUGCUUUUGCCUUUUUUAUUUAAUCUGAUGACUGGUUUCAGUUAACCCUAAAUGGCAUUUUUUUGUAAAUACAUUACCCACUGAAGAGAAUCCAAAGAAGCCUGUUGCCCAGUUUGUCUCUACUGACAGGUACACUGGACACAUUUCAGGGAUUUUACCCAGUAUCUGGCCCAGCAAAGCUGCUGUUUCCCUGCCUAAUAAUCUUCCAUUUGAUUGUUUUACUGGGUGAACAAUAAUGGCAUCUCUUACCCCGUGCCAUUGACUGGUUUUGUAGCCUGGUUUAGAAAGACAUUCUUGCUCUAUCGGUCUCCGUUUGGUCAUAGAUUUAUGACUAUAGGUUUAUGAUGCUACUCCAAAUUGAGCCUAAUCCCAUUGCGCAGUGGCAGUUAUCCUUUAGCCAACUGAUAAGAAAGAAAUAAGGCAUUGCUUUGUCCCCCUUUUUCUAUCUUGGCAAUGUCAGUAAUAUAUCUUUAUUAGCAUUAGAGAAAGGUCCCAGGGUAAAGAUGAAUGCGUUGUUCCAGGCGAGACUCCUACAUACUCUCUUCUACUUUCCAUGGGCAUUCCUCAGCUGUCUGCUUUUACCAUCUUUAUGUUUCUUGGCUGUGGUGAUGCAGUAAAAGGGAUUGUGCAGGCUUCAUUCCAGCUGCUCAGAGCUAGUCCUUGAAGCUUUGUUCAGAGUUGCAGAAAACUUUCCUGUCUCACUAUCCAAAGACUGUGGCCAAGGCAAACACCCUCAAGUCAAAGGGGUCUCUCUUUAAUGACCUGGUGUGAGGGCUCCAUAUUCUGCCUGGAAUUGGAAUGACAGCUCAGCAACAGACUUUUGAAAGGAAAAGGCCCAAGGAGAUGCUGGGGGAGGAUGGAGGGAUGAUACAUUAUCUCUUUCAUUUUGGGUUGAUGGGCUGACUGCCUCACUUAUUGGUUCCAGAGAGCUCCGGAACCUCUUUAUUUAGUGCCGAGAACAAAAUGUGAGCAGUCAAAGUGUGCAUGGUCAAUACAAUAACAAGUGUCUCUCCUGCAAAGGACACCAAAUUCAGUUUCCUCUUUCCUGCUCUGUGCCAGAUUGUAUGCACUCUGACACCAUUGUAGAUGUUUAGAUGCUGUGCAGUCCAUACCCCAAAACAGUGAAUGUCCUUCGCUGGAGGAUACAGAGGUGCCUCUCUCAGCCCUUCCAAAGAAGAGCUUCCUGUCUUCCACAGACAAAGACUGUGCGCUUCUAACAUAGUAGCCUCUGAUUUCAGUAGCCUCAGUGACUUACAGCAUCUGGACCCACUCUUCAGCUCCUCCUGCUUCCCAGCCUUUCCCAUGCCCUUUAGGGAUGAAGGAGGCAUAGGGCGCUUCCAAGCAGCCUAAAGCGCAACGGUAGAAGAAGCACAAAUAUGCCCAUUGGUAAAUCCUGCACAGUGCAGCUUGAUAAUGCUGAUAUAGGGAAAACAAGCAACAGCUUUUCCUCUCUAGGCUGCCAAAGGGAAGCUACUCCUUGUCACACAGGUACCAUCACACCUAGCACUGGUGCGGACACAUCUCUGCUUGCAUGCUCUGUUUUAGACAUUUCUGAGUCAGAAAUUCUCCUGACUGAAAGGUGUUCUGUGUGGUGCCUAGAGCUGGAUUGUGCCACCAGCCCUUAUGGAGCCUGGGGUCUGUAGCUGGCACAUGGGAAUUAGUAAUUUCGGAAAUUUUGUUUAUGAAACUGAAUGGAGAAGCUACUGCUGCAAAGACUGGUCUAUAUGAACUUGUACUUCGGUGUAUCUUGUGGCUAUAAUUCCUUCACCUGUUUUUACAGUGUAUUCUGCUAAUCCUGUCCCUAGUCUGCAUUUUAUGUAGAUGGUCCCUACUUGAAACUUGCCCCAUGCAGUCCUGGGCUUACUGCUUCUCUUUAACUGAAUCAAAUGGCAGCGACUUUGGCAAUGUAUUGGCAAUCUCUUUUCCUUCUGUUAAAUCAGUCUCUUGAGUUUAACCACAAUGACCUGAAAAUAUUUGGGUUUUGAGUGUUUUUUUAAUUAUUUUAAUUUUGUUUUGUUUAAACGAAGCUGAACAAUUCCCACUGUAUUCAGAGCUGUGAUGCCCAGUUCCAGUGACAAGUAGUAGAUCGAUUUGUCCCAUUUUGUUUCUUGGUGAUGUUCAGAAAUAUAAUUUGUGUCAUCUUAA
Strigops habroptila (Kakapo) is the source of this 7352-nucleotide messenger RNA. It is a transcript of the gene BIN1, whose product is annotated as bridging integrator 1. NCBI's taxonomy places the organism in Eukaryota, Metazoa, Chordata, Aves, Psittaciformes, Psittacidae. Gene Ontology annotation, biological process: regulation of endocytosis. Bases 81 to 1763 code for a protein of 560 amino acids. Gene Ontology annotation, molecular function: tau protein binding; phospholipid binding. The record is from RefSeq and is a predicted model, not a curated record. Gene Ontology annotation, cellular component: synaptic vesicle; plasma membrane; cytoplasm. The transcript is spliced from 18 exons.